Cyclopterus lumpus (lumpfish) is the source of this 2222-nucleotide messenger RNA. It is a transcript of the gene stx11a, whose product is annotated as syntaxin 11a. The transcript has 2 exons. The coding region runs from base 160 to 1041 and encodes 293 amino acids. The record is from RefSeq and is a predicted model, not a curated record. Gene Ontology annotation, molecular function: SNAP receptor activity; SNARE binding. Gene Ontology annotation, cellular component: synaptic vesicle; endomembrane system; presynaptic active zone membrane. Gene Ontology annotation, biological process: synaptic vesicle fusion to presynaptic active zone membrane; intracellular protein transport; exocytosis. Lineage: Eukaryota; Metazoa; Chordata; Actinopteri; Perciformes; Cyclopteridae.
UACUGCGCGUGCGCGUGGCUGCGAGGAGACCUCGGGGUGAGCCGACUCCUCUGCAGCUUCUUGUUCAGAUUGAACUCAUAACGGAGUGAAAAAAGAGGAAAUGAGUGUUUCCGCGGUGGCCUCGAGUUGAACAGCGCGGAGGAUCCGCAGCGAGGCGCGAUGAGGGACCGACUGUGUGAGCUGGAGGCCUUCCCCUCCACGCCCUCCGGAGAGGAGCUCACGCUCCAGGAGAACCUCAACCCCACCGACGAGGGCGAGGAACUGGAGCAGCACGCCGUCGUGUUCGAGGGAGAGGACGUGAUGGACGACAUCUACAAAAGUGCCCAGGCCAUGAGGAAGGAGAUGCAGCUGCUCAAGCUGGACGUGAAGCGCCUGGGGAAGCAGAACACCAGGUUCCUCACGUCCGUCCGCAGGAUCAGCAGCAUCAAGCGGGACUCCAACGCGCUCGGGCGGGAUAUCAAGGCCAGAGCGGACGCCAUUUACGCUCGCCUGGAGAAGCUGAGGAAGCUGAGCGGGGAGCUGGAGGAGGAGCACGGCCCCGCGUCCGCCGUGGCUCGCAUGGUGCGCUCCCAGUGCGUGUCUCUGACCGGCGCCUUCCACGACGCCGUGUCCGAGUACAACGAUGCGGAGAUGAUCCAGAGGGAGAACUGCAAGACCCGCAUCCAGAGGCAAGCGGAGAUCAUGGGCAAGGAGGUGAGCAGGGAGCAGAUCGACGAGAUGAUCGAGACGGGCAAGUGGAACGUCUUCUCGGGUAAUCUCCUCCUGGAGGGGCGGACCGCCAGAUCGGCCCUCAACGAGAUGGAGACCCGGCACAAGGAGCUGCUGGAGCUGGAGGGCCGCAUCAGGGACAUCCACGAGCUCUUCUUCCAGAUGGCCCAGCUGGUGGAGGAGCAGGGCUGCAUGCUGGACAACAUCGAAGCCAACGUGGGUGCGACUCAGGACUACGUCGUCAAGGCCACGGUUCAGAUCACGAGGGCCGUGAAGUACAAGAAGAACAACCCGUGCAAGAAGCUCUUUUGUUGUUGCUUCCCGUGCUGCUAACGAGGCGGCGUUCCCAUCAGAUUCAAAUCGAGCUAGUGGGUCUUAAAACUAAAAUGUUUGUGUAUUUAUUGAACUCCAAUGGACUCCACACUGUUCUGAGACUACAUUUCAAACCACACGAACAAAUGCAAAUACACAAUGAGACAUUUCCUGAUGUAGUUACCGAGCGGAAUGUUUUUGCACGAUGAUGCAUAAUUUAAUGCGUAACCCCCCCCCGUUGUAUGAGAUAUAUUUAAUUCAUGUAAUAAAUAUAGAUAUAGACUAGUUUGUUCUUUGGCAGCCUGAAUGUGGCUACAACAGUACGUUGGUGUGUGUCAUUGCUCAACGAGCACCUUAAGAAACUAACAGCCUCCGGUUGUGGUUAGCUGUGGGAGGCGAGAGAGACGCGUCUGGAUUGUGCAACGACGAGGUGUCGGCCACCCCCGUGUAGAGUUAUCACCGGCUUAUGGGCCCGCAGGGCUUUUUGGGCUUCUCAAGACGCGUUGCUUCACAUGAAAGACAACUCUCUUUGUAACGCCUCUCCACUUUAUCAGAGAUUAAACUGCCUGGUGUGUUCCUCUGUAGCUUCACUGAUUUGUUUCCUGACUCGCAGUCGAUCGGAUUGUUUCCAAAACAAACAAAAAAGAGCAGCAGGAUCAAUGCGUGAGUGAGUGUUUGCUCUGGUGGUCAAUAGAGAACAGGGAAACUGUACUCUCUGUUUGCGCAGCAGGCCCAUCUGAUUGUUUGAGAGAUAGAAACGCUCCUGUGUGUGUGUGUGUGUGUGUGUGUGUGUGUGUGUGUGUGUGUGUGUGUGUGUGUGUGUGUGAGUGUGUGGCGGUGCAUCAUCAGUUACCAGCAGUAUAGACCGAAGCUCGGAGCCUCCAUACUGUCGACAUGUACCGACACCACCGUGGUGGGUCGUUGCUCAUCUUCUGGUCUGUGUUGAAAUGAGUCUCGGGGGCUGUAACGCGGUGGCACUUCCUCUGGUUAGCGGUGGGAAUAUUUACCAACGGCUGUGUCGUCAUGCAUUUUACUCAGAUCGACCUGAAAAUAUUCUCUUUUUUAUACAUAACGUCAGAUGUCAAUUGGUUCAUUAGGCCAUUAAUUAACCUCUAAAGUCGUUUUUACAAUGUAAAAAUGAAGAUGUACACAUCUGUAAUGUUAUUUUGUAUAUUUUAUCCAUAAAAAAACACUUGCAACCA